Molecule: messenger RNA, 3643 nt
Organism: Phycomyces blakesleeanus NRRL 1555(-)
Lineage: Eukaryota; Fungi; Mucoromycota; Mucoromycetes; Mucorales; Phycomycetaceae
Exons: 24
Biological process (GO): early endosome to Golgi transport; intra-Golgi vesicle-mediated transport
Cellular component (GO): TRAPPII protein complex
Source: RefSeq, a predicted model, not a curated record
UAUGAAUGGAAGAAGAGUAACAGUGACCUAUUGUGAUGAGUAUGGGGUGUGGCCCUUAAUUGCAGAUGACCUUUCUUCCCGGCUACCCCUUAAGAAUCUAAAAUGGCAGCCGUCGAGCCAAAGAGGCCCAAGCUUAAUCCACUCUCUCGAAGUGGAUCUAAAGAGGUUUAGCUUUGAUCAGACACCUCAACUCCUAUCGACAAUGCAAACAAAUUACCUUAAUCUGUAUUUUGUUGCAUGCGAAGAUAACGAAAUUUAUAAAAACAAGGUCAAAAAACAAAUCAAACAAUGGGUGGAUUUUAUUACGGGGAAAAAGAAUCAAGAGUGGAUGGUCGUCUAUGUUGCUGGUCAAGAUGCAAAAAAGACAAACAGUUACUUGGGACUUAAAACUACUGUAUAUGACAAGAUACGAACUGAUUUUAACCAAGGAAAGCAGGAAAGAUGUUCCUAUAUUCGUAUUCACGAUCCAGAUGGACCAGCUUCCGAGAACUGGGCAAUAUUUUUGGAUAAAAUGAAAGAAUACAUCCUAUCGAGCUUUGAUAUGCAUGUCCUUCAAACACAAGAAGAUACCAGACGACUUGAUAUGCAGCGACAUAUGCCUGGCUGGAAUUAUUGUACUUUCUUUAUACUGAAAGAAGGUUUGGCCCAAGCCUUUGAAAUUAUGACGCUGUAUGAAGACGCAUUGAUUCAGUAUGAUGAGCUCGAAGCAUCAUUUUUUCAAGUAUUGAGAGACAAGGCCCUAGCGUGGUUUGGCCAUUUUGGAGGAACGGACUUUGGAGAUGACAGCGGCAAUGUCUUGGAUUUCAAGCGGAAAGAUUACCGAGACCUUAUCAACAAAAACAGCAUUUCAGUGUUUGAUUUCAGAAGUUAUCUUUUUGCAAGACAGUGUCGUAUGUUAUUGAAGCUUCAAAGAGUGAUUGAAGUAUGCGGAAGAGCUCAGCUCUUUAUCACAAAUUUUAUACCAGCCAUUCGUGAAAAUACAGAUCAACUUGCGGAUGAUUUUCUAGAGUCGUGGGUAUUUUCUGCAUGUAUGAAUGUGGUGAAUGAAUGUGAGCCUCUGUGCCCUCAGCUGGCAGCUAUGGAUUCUGGAUUUACCAAACCUUACAGUGCUGUAAAGUCGGAUCUACUUUUGACUGCUCGAAGACAGCUGGAUAAACUAGGUGUAAAGCACGGAAGUUUACCAAACACUAUACCCUUCUCUAUUUACCUUGACAUUAAACCUACCUUAAAAAGUCCGUCCCAAGGAGAUCUUUCGCCAAAGGGGACAAUUACAAACCAGAAUUUACUUGAAGCAAUUAGUUCUGUAGAAUCGUUUGACAAGAUGUACAUGGCUUUGAGCACAAGGGCAACCAAGGGCUAUAUAAUCAGUAAUAGAUCAAAAGCAGCAUUGAGUGUUCAUGGAGAUAUUGCGGCUUUGAAAUACGUAAGAGGCAAAUAUGAAGAAGCUGUCGAAAUAUUUGAGCCUAUGAUCAAACAAUUCGGGAGAGAAGAUUGGGGAUCUAUUGAAAAUAGCCUUUUGAUCAAGUCUUCUAUCACAUAUGUAGAAUCUGUUCUUGCUUUGUUAAAGAAUGCGGAUUACUUAUCUCAAGAAGACGCAAAUUUGUAUAUGGAUGAACUACUUCGUGAUGUGAUAAAUCUUGAGACAGAUAUUGCAAGACAAUUCUCUCCGAUGUUUUCCAUUGCCGUUAUAUCAAUUAUUGACGAUGACACCGUUAACAGCACAAGUGUUGAAAUAUGUAUAAACUCUCACCUCCCAAAGAGUCUAUACUUUGAUAGUCUUCGGCUCUGUCUCGUAGGGAAUUCUCCUGAACAGAUAUGGUUUACUAUUGAAAAUCAAACAUUAAAUCCAGGAAAGAAUUCGUUUUACUUGACAAGUGAUACAUCUACUUCCGGAAACUACGUUGUUGAGAUGUGUGAGAUGCGAUUAGGAAAACUUAUGUUCUAUCAUAAUUUUAUGCGGGCUGGGCAAAAGAAACGUGUUGUUCGACUAAACCAUGAUGUAAAGCAGCUCAGUGCAAUUGUACAGCAACCAAAUGAAGUUUGUCUUGGAGAGAGGCAGAAAUUCUUGGUCUCGAUUAAAUCUGGACUUUCGACUAUCACAAAUGGAAGACUUUUGCUAGAACCGCAGACAGAUGGAUUAAAGAUUUUGAGGGAUGAAGAAGUGUGUGGAUAUAUUCAGAAUAUCAAAGACAGAGAGGCUUCUCCCAAAAAACAUGAGCUUGAGAUACUUGAUUCUGGGGAAAUCGUAUUACCUGAUUGUGAAGCUGAUCAUGAGCUUGAAAUCUAUGUUGCCUAUGAAGGACUCUACACCGAAUACGAAUAUAGAGUCAAAACUACAGUGUCAUACACAACUGAAAAUAAGGCACGCAAAUUUAUAUCCGCCGAUACCAUUCAUGUAAUAGAACCAUUGACUGUUACUGAGUCUAGCAUCUUUAGAGAAACUUGUGUUUUUCUCAAGGUUGAACUUUCUUGCAAUGGAAAAUGGCCUGUGAGAAUAUUGGGAUCUACUCUACGCCCUUCCAAAAUAUAUGUUGUAGAAAGUCAACCCAAAGAAGAGCAAUGGGAUCUGACAUUAUUUCCCAAGCAGCUAGCCACAUUUGUUUACAAGCUAGUGAAGCGAGAUGUCUCGGACGAAGACCCUACACUCAAAUCCAAAGUUCAGUUUAAUGUCAAGUACCGCACAGUUAAGAAUGAGGUCGAAACAAGCGUUGAAGUAAUGCUCAAGCGAAAGCUUGACGAGCACAAGCUAAGCCAGCAUGCUACAUAUGUUUUUAGCAAAGUUCGCGAAAAGUUCUUGCAGUCUGUGGACUAUGCCAGCUAUGGGUUAACAGAUGUUGUUCAUUUGGAUAACUUUGAUGCUGAGCUCUGUGAAUCUUUUUUACUUCACCGUGAUUUGAAAACAAAAGUCGAACUUCUUGAUUUGAUCGAAGACUUUUUUGAGGAGCAUGAGGCUAUUACAGUACACACAAUUAAAGAACAGACACCAAGUGCCACUAUCCAUGGCGUAUCAUUCUUGUUGGAUGUGCCUAUAUCCAAGAUCCUUCAUACGGUAGAGCUUGCUCUCUCAGUAGAAAAAGACUUGCUUGUUUCUGAGGCUUGUCCAUGUGUGUUACGUAUCAAGCAAUCAAUGUAUUGGUCUGCAGAGUCUGAUGAUAGCAAGCCUUUUGAAGACUUCUUCUACGAUAUUGAUGUGGAUUACGACAACUGGUUACUUUCGGGAAAACGUCGCCUUCGAUUUACAUCAAAACCUGGAGAGGUUGCUGAGUUUUCUAUUAGUCUUGUACCCCUUAAAACUGGAAACUUGCUUUUACCUUCUGUUCGUGUAUCAGCCGUGUCAUCCAAUGUUUUCUCUGCGACAGUUUACGUGAACAGUGCUCAGCAGAUCCUUGUGAAGCCAAAGUCCACCACAGCUACAUUCUUUAUUGAACAACAGCAACGCUUCCUUCAGCCGCAGAUGUUACCGACGUUUGCCAGUAAUCCUGAACGCCCAGCAUUAUCUCCAGAUAUCUCUUCUGCUAACGGUCGAAGUGGAUUAAGAGAGAUAGUAGGAGAGGCGACUUAAUAUGAAUAUUUUCCUCAAGUUUAAUUAUUAUAUUUUAUUUUUGAAUUAAAGCAUACAAGUAUGCAAUUUGACUUAUUUUUC